AUGGGAAAUAAACAACCAAAGACUAUCUUUAUGGAUGAAGAUAGAUCAAUGGCAAGUGCAAUUGAAGUUGCACUUCCAAAAGCAUGCCAUCGGUUAUGUACUUGGCAUAUUGCUAAAAAUGCUACUAUACAUCUUGCUAGCUAUUAUGGUAAUCCAGAGUUCAAGAAGCAUUUCAACAAAUGCUUUCAUGGUUGUUACAAUGAAGUUGAAUUUCAAGCUGCAUGGGAUGACAUGAUUUUGAAAUUCAAUCUUGAUAGUCAUCCAUGGCUAAAAAAGCUUUAUGCACUUCGGCAAAAAUGGUGUCAAGCUUUUAGCUUAGAUACAUUCUCAGCGAAUAUUAAAUCCACCCAAAGAAGUGAGAGCACAAAUAAUGUCUUCCACCAAAUUUCCACGAAAACUAUGGAUCUUGUGGAUUUUGUACACCAUUAUGAGAAUAAAAUAGAAGAAAUGCGACUAGCUGAGUUGGAAGAAGACUUCCAUUGCAAGAAUGGCAUGCCUCAUCUCAGAGUAAAGAGUGGAAUUUUUAAGCAUGCAGCCACAUUUGAAGAAGGUUGCAAAAGGAUCUUUAAAGUUCAGUUUAGCUCUCUUACUUCUACAGUUUCAUGUUCAUGUAAAUUAUUUGAAUCAAUGGGAUUAUUGUGCUGUCAUGCUCUUAAAGUGCUAGAUUCAAAAAAUUUUACAUGUAUACCUGAACAAUACAUAAUGAAGAGAUGGAGCAAAGGAGCAAAAAAGGGAAUUGUGGCUAGUUAUGAUUUGUCUGACUCACUUGAUAAAGAGAAGAAAUCUGCACAAUCAUUGCAUUUGAGUGAGUUGAUGCAUCAAGGAAAUUUUGUUUUUAGUGUAGGUUCCCUAAGUGAUUUGGGAACAAAGAUCGUCAAACAAAAGUUAAUGGAAGCCAUGAAGAUACUUGAAAAUGAUGAGGAAACUGCAAAUGUGAUGGGAAACUUGAACAAAAAAGAUAACCAGAUAAAUAAUAAUGUGUCAUCCAAUGAGUGUCCGGUGCUUAAUCCCCCAAUAAUAAGAGCUAAAGGUGUGACAAAUGCUCGAAUAAAAAAUAGCUUGGAGAAGAGGAAAAAGAAAAGUGCAAAAGUUGGGAGUUCAUCUCAAUCUUCAAGGCCUAAUACUAUGAGUUUUGCUUUCCUCAACUGUCCCUUUGUGAUGGAGGUGCAGAAACACAAUAACAGUUUGAUGGAGGUGCAGAAACACAACAACGGCAGCACGAUAUACAGAAACAUGCCAACAGCAGCAGCACGGCAGCAAUACAGCAACACCAGCAGCACGGCAGCACCAGCAGCAACACAGAAGCACCAACAGCACGGCAGCACCAGCAUCAAUACAGCAGCACCAGCAGCAACAAUGGCAGCAGCAGCAGCAGUAACAGCAAGCUCAAAGAAGCAACAACUUCAGCAUGAACAGUAA
Ziziphus jujuba (common jujube) is the source of this 1419-nucleotide messenger RNA. RefSeq names its product protein FAR-RED IMPAIRED RESPONSE 1. Gene Ontology annotation, biological process: regulation of DNA-templated transcription. Gene Ontology annotation, molecular function: zinc ion binding. The record is from RefSeq and is a predicted model, not a curated record. The transcript is spliced from 3 exons. Lineage: Eukaryota; Viridiplantae; Streptophyta; Magnoliopsida; Rosales; Rhamnaceae. The coding region runs from base 1 to 1419 and encodes 472 amino acids.